CGCCGCGGGCAGGCAAGACCACGAGGGAGAGGUCGCGGUGAGUGAAGGAUGGAUCGGGACUGGGGAUCGAAGCCGGGGAGCGGCGGUGCGGCCUCCGCCCAGAAUGAGGCGAUCGACCGCCGGGAGCGCCUCCGGCGGCUCGCCCUCGAGACCAUCGACCUCGCCAAGGACCCCUAUUUCAUGCGGAACCACCUGGGCAGCUAUGAGUGCAAGCUCUGUCUCACGCUCCACAACAACGAGGGGAACUACCUGGCCCACACCCAGGGGAAGCGCCACCAGACCAACCUCGCCAAGAGAGCUGCCCGCGAGGCCAAGGACGCCCCUGCCCAGCCCCAGCCCCACAAGCGAAAGGUCACCGUCCGCAAGACUGUUAAGAUUGGCAGACCUGGAUAUAGGGUAACGAAGCAAUUUGAUUCAGAGACCAAGCAGCGUUCUCUUCUGUUCCAGAUUGAAUAUCCGGAAAUUGAAGAUAAUACUAAGCCAAGGCACCGAUUCAUGUCAUCCUUUGAGCAGAGGGUCCAAGCCUGUGACAAGAGAUACCAGUAUCUUCUAUUUGCAGCUGAACCAUAUGAAAUCAUUGCUUUCAAGGUUCCUAGCACUGAGAUUGAUAAAUCCACUCCAAAGUUCUUUUCACAUUGGGAUCCAGACCUAAAAAUGUUCACGCUGCAGCUGUACUUCAAGACCAAGCCACCAGAAGGUAAUAAACCACAGGCAGCACCUCCACCGGUGCCCAAUGGCACUGCAGCUCCCGGUGUUCCUCCGAGGCCAUUACCCCCACCACCUCAAGCACCACCGCCGCCACCACCACCGCCACAAGUACCAACGCCUAUGGCAGGCACGCUGCCCCCACCUCCACCACCGGUGGCUAACGGUCCUCCGCGACCAAUACCACCUCCACCUGCGGGAAGCGGCACAAUGGCUAACUUCACUCCAGGCAUCCAGACUGCUCCUCGGCCUCCUCCACAAGGCUUUCCUGGACAGCAGAUUCAAGGCCUAGGUGCUCGCCCACCACCACCACCCCCCAUGGGUCGCUAGAUUCUGAGGCUACUCUCUUCCAGUUAUCGAGGGGCAAGCAAGUACCGGGCGAUCAGCUUCUGCUUGACAUGUCUUACCUGUUAUCUGUUGCAAUUGGUUUCCUACUUGAAGUGAUUUUGUCCCCUCUUACCUAAUCAUAUUUCUUCUCAGAACUGCAUGCGCAGCUGCAGAAGACAGCCAUAUGAUAAGAUGCAAAUCACAUGUAUGAUCAGGUGAAUUAGUCUGAACCGCGUUGAAAGUUGAUGGAUCGCACUAUUAAGUCCAUUUAAAGGUGAUUUCAAGGAUCGACUGCACUAAUGCUAUUUGGUCUUCAGUGAUUAACUUCUUUA
Elaeis guineensis (African oil palm) is the source of this 1364-nucleotide messenger RNA. RefSeq lists its product as uncharacterized. Gene Ontology annotation, molecular function: nucleic acid binding; zinc ion binding. Gene Ontology annotation, biological process: spliceosomal complex assembly. Gene Ontology annotation, cellular component: U2-type prespliceosome; catalytic step 2 spliceosome; U2 snRNP. The record is from RefSeq and is a predicted model, not a curated record. Lineage: Eukaryota; Viridiplantae; Streptophyta; Magnoliopsida; Arecales; Arecaceae.